AAAGCAACUUUGUCGAUAUAAGCUUCUAUUUAUAAAGGUAUGACAUCAGCUGUAAUAACAACAGUGCGGGUUAUUUGGCGACAGAAAGUAGUCAAAUUGUUUACGUUAGAUUAACCGUGAUUGCAACAAGAAAAUAUCAGGGUUGUUUAAUAAAAAAAGGGGUUAUAAAUCAUACAUUGGGGUGUUUAAAGGUUUUUUUAAAAUACCUUUUAAUUCCAUUCUAAUUGAUUUACGACCACCUCGUUUUCAAUCAAUUUAUUGAUUCAGGUCGAUUCAUUGAAUAAAAGAAAUAAAUUAAAACAAUCAUUAUGAAUGAGGAGAACAAAAAGGAUGAUAAUAAAGAUGUUGGUGAAAAGCGUGUGGCUGGAAUAAGUUUGAAAGGCACCGUUUAUUCCAUUUUAAAAAAGGCUUCUGUAGUUGGAUUUGUUUAUCUUGCUGGUUAUUUACAAUGGUCAGUAGCUUGGUUAAUUGGUCCUGUAGCUCUUUUGGUAAUCAGAGAUCAAUAUAAAAAAGAAUCAGAAAGAAGAAGAGAUAUUGCUAAAGCUUCAGCUUUAACUAAUGAAAAAGAUGUUAUUUUAGCUAGAAUUGAUGAUUUACCAGCUUGGGUUUAUUUUCCAGAUGUAGAAAGAGCUGAAUGGAUUAAUAAGAUUUUCAAACAAUGUUGGCCAAAUGUUAACCAUUAUGUUCGUGAAUUAAUCAGGGAUAAAAUUCAACACAUUUUAGCUAAGAAUUUAGACAAAUUUGGGGCGUUUAAAUUCGAACGUAUUAUUCUAGGAAGUGUGCCACCCAGAAUUGGAGGAAUUAAAGUCUAUGAUGCUAACGUGCCAAGAAGUGAAAUUAUCAUGGAUUUAGAUUUAUUCUAUGCUGGCGAUUGCGAUAUCAAUUUUACACUUCAAGGAAUAAAAGGAGGAAUUAAAGAUUUUCAGCUUCACGGAAUGUUAAGGGUCGUUCUAAAACCCUUAAUAACCACCAUGCCAAUCGUUGGGGGCCUUCAAGUAUUCUUUUUAAACAACCCCUCGAUCGAUUUCAAUUUGGUCGGAGUUGUGGAUGUUUUAGAUAUGCCAGGAUUGGGAGAUAUGUUGCGACGUAUUGUUGUUGAACAAAUCGCUGCUAUGAUGGUUUUGCCCAAUAAAUUACCAAUUAAACUAAGUGAUACGGUUGAAGCUGCUGAAUUAAAAAUACCAGAACCGGAAGGUGUCUUACGUGUUCAUGUCAUUGAGGCUAAAAACUUAAUGAAAAAAGAUAUUGGAAUGCUGGGUAAAGGAAAAUCUGAUCCUUAUGCAGUUAUAAACGUGGGAGCUCAAGAAUUUCGUACAAAAACCAUUCAAAAUACAGUCGAUCCUAAAUGGGAUUAUUGGUGUGAGGCUAUGGUGAGCAGUAAAGAGGCUCAACUGGUCACCUUAAAUCUUUGGGACUGGGACCCGGCAUUGCCAGGGACACAAAGUGAUGACCCAUUAGGAAGAGCCACCAUCGAAGUUGCAAAUAUUGCUAAAAAAGGAAGUGAUGACAUGUGGAUAACUUUAGAAAAAGCCAAACAUGGAAUGGUUCACGUUCGUUUAACUUGGUUAAAGUUAUCAAAGAAUUAUUCCGAUUUAAAAGCUGCUUUAGAAGAAACUCAAUACUUACGAGUAACAUCAAUGAGUACAGCUUUAUUAACACUUUACAUCGAUUCGGCAAGGAAUCUUCCUCAAGCAAGAACUUCAAGUAAACCAGAUCCUUACGUUACAUUAACUUUAUACACAAACACCAAACAAACGGCGAUGCAAAAACGUACAAGCGAUCCAGUUUGGGAGGAAGGAUUUACAUUUUUAGUAACCAAUCCUGAAACUGAUACUUUAUACAUUAAAAUAAUGGAUCAAAAAACUGGAAAUGAAUUGGGGCUAUUAAAUCUUAAUUUAUCGAUGUUAGCUGAUAAGCCAAACUUGGAAAUUCAAAGACAACCUUUUGGUUUACUUAAAGGGGAUCAUAACAGCAAAAUUAUUAUGUCAAUGCAUUUAAGGAUUUUAAAACAAGAAAAUGAUUCGGCUAAAACACCUCUACUUCAUCAAGCUUCAACGAUUUCCACUAGUUCGGUUUCUUUGGAUCAUCAACAAUCCCUUCCCCCAAGUGAAAAAUCUACGUCGUCUGAAAAUGUUAUUAAAUCAGAAACUGGAGGUUUAGUUGAAGAAGAAAUUAUCCCAGAAACUUCACCAAUAAUUUCGUCUACUCCUCCAUCUUCAGGAGUAAUUCAUCGUACACCCAGCAUGACUUCUUCUUCUGGAGAAUCUGGGUUGGGAAGAAUCCAAUUAACUCUUCGUUACAGUGUCCAACGUCAAAGAUUAAUCGUUGUCAUUCAUCAAAUUGCGAACUUACCACUAAAAGAUCCAUCAAAUAUUCCGGAUCCGUAUGUUAAAUUGUAUUUAUUACCGGACCGCUCAAGAGAAACCAAACGUAAAACUGUGGUUGUUAAAGAUAACUGUAAUCCGAUAUUUGAUGAAUCUUUUGAGUAUUUGAUUUCGCAAGGAGAACUCAGCAGUCAGCAACUUGAGGUUACCGUUUGUACCCAAAAACAACUGUUUUAUUCAAGUACUAAUGUUAUGGGACAGGUUAUCGUGGAUUUAUCUCAAUUUAAUCUCACACAACCAAUCAACAGUUGGUUCGAUCUUCAACCUGAGAAGAAAUAAAUUUAUAAAAUUAAUCAAAAUUAAUCUUGUUGUUGUACUAUGUCUUUAACAUUUCUUUUCUAUUUAUUUAAUCUUUAUGAAAG
Onthophagus taurus is the source of this 2746-nucleotide messenger RNA. RefSeq names its product Extended synaptotagmin-like protein 2 (gene Esyt2). The record is from RefSeq and is a predicted model, not a curated record. Gene Ontology annotation, biological process: lipid transport. NCBI's taxonomy places the organism in Eukaryota, Metazoa, Arthropoda, Insecta, Coleoptera, Scarabaeidae. Gene Ontology annotation, molecular function: calcium ion binding; phosphatidylethanolamine binding; phosphatidylcholine binding. Gene Ontology annotation, cellular component: endoplasmic reticulum membrane.